Molecule: messenger RNA, 402 nt
Organism: Toxotes jaculatrix (banded archerfish)
Lineage: Eukaryota; Metazoa; Chordata; Actinopteri; Toxotidae
Gene: cfap144
Product: family with sequence similarity 183 member A
Exons: 4
Coding region: 1-381 (126 amino acids)
Cellular component (GO): ciliary base
Source: RefSeq, a predicted model, not a curated record
AUGGCAGCGAACGAGAAACGGGAUUUGGUCCAUCAAAACGCGAUUCACGUUGAGACGAUACGGAAAGAGCAAAGACACCAGAAGCUUCACACGGAGUUCAGCAUCAAUCCACACAGGAAGUUGCAUAUCCUGCCAGACAAGCCCAUGUCCAGGAAACCGACUGAAGCAAUUGCAGAGAACUCGGACUUCAUCAAGGCCUUCCACAAGGCCCGCCAGGAGCCCACCAAGAAGUACACAAUGCCACUGACUGAGAGCCAGGAGAUAGGAUGGGUGUCAGCUCCACUGAUUCCAUUGAACCGCAAUGACAAGAGACUCAGUUUCUACCGACUCAGCACAGACGUCACCAAACACAAAGAAUCUACCCUGCGAUGGUCAAAUUAGACCAUUAAAUACAGAAUGGAG